UCAACAAAGACUAAAGGAGGAUACGCCCCCAUGGAGAUGACUGGUUCACUCAAUUCAAAUUUGAUGCCUGUACCUCCCUCUCUCUCUCUCUCUCUAAAACGAAUUAUUAAUUCAUAAAAUCUUAAUUAAUGCAAUUAAAUAAACUCUUCAUCCUGCCUAUAAAUCUCCUCCAUCUUGCCUUGUGGUGAGCACACACACCCACACUCUCUCCCACACCUCUGAAAAACCAAUCAGCCAUGGCGGCUUCUGCUGCAUAUUUACUCUUGCUCGCAUCUCUCUUAGCGGCUCCUUUCCUGUGUCUGUCCGAAGUGGACCUGUCCUCUGUGCCUAUCAAGGAUGGUCUUUCAUGGACUUUCUACAAGCAAUCUUGUCCCAAAAUUGAGUCCAUUAUCAGAAAACAGCUCCAGAAGGAGCUCAAGAAGGAUAUCGGCCUUGCUGCUGCCUUGCUCCGUAUCCAUUUCCAUGACUGCUUCGUUCAGGGUUGCGAUGGCUCGGUGUUGCUAUCUGGAUCGGCGGGCGGACCGAGCGACGAGCAGGCGACGCCGCCCAAUUUGAGCUUGAGGAAGGAGGCGUUCAAGGUGAUCAACGAUCUUAGUGUGCGGAUUCAGAGGCAGUGUGGGCUCGUUGCCUCUUGCUCCGACAUCGCGGCUCUCGCUGCCCGCGACUCUGUUUUCCUGUCAGGAGGCCCUGAUUAUAGUAUCCCACUGGGAAGGAGAGAUGGAACCACGUUCGCAUCAUUCGACGCAACAAUGGCAAGCCUGCCGCCACCUUUCGCCAAAACGGGCCGACUGAUAGAAAUGUUCGCCGUCUUUGACCUGGACACCGUCGACAUGGUAGCCCUUUCCGGCGGCCACACCAUCGGAAUUGGCCACUGCGCCGGCUUCGUCCCUCGUCUAUUCCCAACACAAGACCCCACCAUGGACAAGACCUUAGCCAAAAAGCUCAGAAACAUCUGUCCCACAACCAACUCCACCAACUUCACUGACCUCGAUAUCCGCACCCCCAACAUCUUCGACAACAAGUACUACCUCGACCUCAUGAACCGCCAGGGACUCUUCACGUCCGACCAGGACUUGUUCAUUGACCAGAGGACCAAGGGUUUGGUGAUCGAGUUCGCCGUCAACCAAAACAAGUUCUUUGAGAAGUUCAUCAUUGCCAUGGUCAAGAUGAGUCAAAUUAGCGUCUUGACGAGGAGCCAGGGGCAGAUUCGGGCCAAUUGUUCUCUUAUCAAUUCCCGCUACACUGGAGAUGAUCACUUGGUGUCUGUUGUGGAUGCCGAGAAGGAGGAGGUGGCCGGUUCAGGUUGGUCCAGGUUUUAAUGCGGUGUGCGUAUUAGAUGUGUAUUUACUAUUAUAACUCUUGUCGUUUUGGGGCGGGGGGGUGGUGGCAGGAAGUUGGCUUUAUGGCUGUCUCGUGUUUUGAAUAACAAAAUUGCCACUCUUAUGGGAUACAA
Molecule: messenger RNA, 1453 nt
Organism: Carica papaya (papaya)
Lineage: Eukaryota; Viridiplantae; Streptophyta; Magnoliopsida; Brassicales; Caricaceae
Product: Peroxidase superfamily protein
Biological process (GO): hydrogen peroxide catabolic process; response to oxidative stress
Molecular function (GO): peroxidase activity; heme binding
Source: RefSeq, a predicted model, not a curated record